This is a messenger RNA of Helianthus annuus (common sunflower), 1159 nucleotides long. RefSeq lists its product as uncharacterized. The record is from RefSeq and is a predicted model, not a curated record. The transcript has 4 exons. Bases 183 to 986 code for a protein of 267 amino acids. NCBI's taxonomy places the organism in Eukaryota, Viridiplantae, Streptophyta, Magnoliopsida, Asterales, Asteraceae.
UAACAAAAUAAGUGCAUGCAGCCCCACUUACCCAACAAGAUCCAAGAAGACAAAAUAAGAGCCAGUGCUUCUUACCCAGACGUUGACGAGGUCUUUCAAUGGAAACUACAAGGAACCUACGUGAACAGUACCUUUUAUCCACUUAUAAGAACCAACACGCACACAGACGGCGGUGAUCAAUCAUGGGUUCCCUCCAAAUGACUCAUCAACACGUUGUGGUGAUGCGCCAUGGUGAUCGCCUCGACAACUUUGACCCGCUAUGGACCCAGAAGGCUGCUAGACCAUGGGAUCCCCCCUUGGUGUUCCAAGGAAAGGUUCGGGCAUUUGGUAUUGGUAGAAAAUUCAACAACUGCCUUGGUUUUCCGAUCCAUCGUGUCUUUGUAUCCCCGUUUCUUCGGUGUCUUCAGACCGCGUCUGAAGUCAUCCACGCGCUUUGCGCGGUUGAUGAUUGUGUGACUAGCAUGAGUUCUGCAGACGGUGUCUUGAUUGAUCCUUCUAAGCUCAAGGUGUCUGUUGACUAUGGACUAUGUGAAAUGAUGAACACGCGCGCGAUACGGGCGGAGAACGCCCCUAAAGAUGGAGACUUUGCUUUUAGUAUUUCAGAAUGUGAAGCGGUUUUACCACAAGGAACAAUCGAUUCAACUUUCGAACGAGUUUAUGAACAGUUGCCAAAGUGGGGAGAGUCAAGUGAGGGCGCUAGAGACAGAUACAAGAACAUUAUCAAGAUCCUUGCUGAUACAUACCCUACCGAAAACUUGUUGCUUGUUACACAUGGUGAAGGUGUAGAGGUUUCGGUCACUGAACACUCACGAGAUCACUUGCAUGUGCGGCGAGUAAAUUAUUGUGCAUAUUCGAUACUACAGAGAACACUCAAUGAAAAUGAAUCAGUUGCAGUUGGAGAAUUCGUGUGGUUAAAUAAAGGUGAUACCGGUAUUAUUAUUAGCCCCAGUUCCCCAGCAGCUGAUGAGAUAGUCAAGGAAACCUGAACUGCCAGUGUGUUAACCGAGUCAGUUAACCUUUCGGGUCAUGUUUCAAUAUAAAUAUGCGUUUGCUGGUUUUUAGCCGGGUUUAAUUUAGUAAAAAUUCUUAUGUGGUGAUUCUGAUUUAUGACAUGUAUUUUGAGUCAAUCCUAUAUAUAAUAAAACUUUUGGUUAUUAAA